This is a messenger RNA of Lycium barbarum (goji berry), 810 nucleotides long. RefSeq lists its product as uncharacterized. Lineage: Eukaryota; Viridiplantae; Streptophyta; Magnoliopsida; Solanales; Solanaceae. The transcript is spliced from 2 exons. Gene Ontology annotation, biological process: DNA integration. The record is from RefSeq and is a predicted model, not a curated record. Gene Ontology annotation, molecular function: nucleic acid binding. The coding region runs from base 1 to 810 and encodes 269 amino acids.
AUGGAGCAUGACUCCGACAAAUUCGUGCAAAAGUACCAUCAGUGUCAGAUACACGGAGAUCUGGUCAAGGUUCCACCCACAGAGUUAUACGCGAUGAGCUCGCCUUGUCCAUUUUUGGUAUGGGGAAUGGACGUCAUAGGACCCAUCGAGCCUCCAGCCUCCAAUGGACAUCGCUUCAUUUUAGUCGUCAUCGACUACUUCACUAAAUGGGUAGAGGCAACUUCUCACAAGUGGGUGACUAAGAAAGUCAUGGCUGCCUUUGCCAAGAACAAUCUAAUAUGUCGCUUCAGUAUACUUGAAUCCAUCAUCACAGAUAAUGGUGCCAAUCUGAACAGCCAUUUGAUGAAGGAUAUCUGUGACCAAUUCAAGAUAACCCACAGAAACUUUACCGCCUACCGGCCACAGAUGAAUGGAGCUGUAGAGUCUGCCAAUAAGAACAUCAAGAGGAUCUUGAGAAAGACAAUCGACAUUUACAAGAAUUGGCACGAGCAGUUGCCUUAUACUUUAUUGGGGUACAGGACAGAAACUCGAACUUCCACCGGGGAAACCGUGUACCUUCUUAUAGAAGUAAUCUUACCCGCAGAAGUGGAGAUCCCUUCACUCAGGAUCAUCCAAGAGACAGGGCUGAAUGAUGCAGAAUGGAUCAAAAAUCGCCAUGAGCAACUAGCCAUGAUAGAUGAAAAACGAAUGGUGGUGGUUUUUAACAGGGCAGCAGGCACAUCAUCAACCAGGCUUGCUCACAGCAAAGGCGGAAAGCAAACUCAGUCAGGCGGCGAAGUACCAGAGGUCGCAACAGAGAAUAGGCGGUAA